CCUCGGGACGAACAGGGAAUAUUGCCUAAAUUGGAAAGAGAGUACAGAAGUUUGCCGGCAGAACGGAGCGCAGCAAUUUCCUAAACCGGAAAGAGAAACUACCGCGGACGGGGAGCGCACCAUUUACCAGAAGAGGAGGUAGCACUUUCCUAAAGCGUCUGUCUGUCUGUUCGAUCUUUUCCUCAACAAGCAAUUUCCAAAAGGAGCAAGUGCCUUCUGAGUAUUCAUUCGAGGAGCAAGUGCCAAAAUGAUGUUCCGACGGCUUAUGCCAAGAAGCGCCCCGGAGGUUACUGUCCCGCUAGGUACUCUGAAGGCAAAUGCAUUAAAACCACGGUUCACUGUUCAUCAUGGAAUACCUCCUGAGUCAAUCACCAUGGCUUAUGAGCCAAUCCAGCGCACGUUGGCGAUUGGAACAAGUGAUGGGAGAAUCAAGAUCUUUGGGAGAGAGGGUGUUGAAACUAUGCUUCGGUCCCAGACGGCAGCCCCCUGCAAAAUUUUGGAGUUCAUCAUCAACAGGGGAAAGCUUAUAAACGUGACGACACAAAAUGAUGUAGAGGUAUGGGAUCUGUCAACAAAGGCGGUGGUUGCUUCCCUGAAGUGGGAUGGCGAGAUUACGGCGCUGGCGCAAGCGAUUGGCACUCCGUAUUUAUAUUUUGGUGACGACACGGGAUACGUUCGCGUUUUGCAACUGGAUGAAGUUGAGGGAAUCCUUCGACCAAUGCCAUACUUGAUUCCCGUACACAUCACUCAAGGAGGUCUUGUCAGGGCAGGGGCCGAGAACUCUCCCAGUGUUGUUGGGAUCUUACCGCAACCGGAUACGGCGCACACAAGGCUUGUGAUUGGAUACUCCAAUGGCAUCAUUGUUGUGUGGGGUCUUCGGGAGACGCGUGUGCUUGCUCUUCGAGGCGGCACAUCGGAGCAGAGAUCAAAAAUGUCGCAGUAUGCAGCGAAGAUCGCUGCCGAGGCUCAAUUGGACACUGGAUCGUCGCCAUCAUCGACAGAAGUGAUGAGUAAAUCUGGAGGGCACUCGAAUGUAGGUCAUGCGACGCUCAGCUCAGUGGCAAUGGCAGCGAUGUUCGCAGCCUCAAUGCAAGCCACUCUGCCACAAGGAGGCGCUGGAAGCAGCGGUGUAAUCGUGGAGGAAGAAGAGCAGGAGCUGACAAAAAUUUGUUGGGCCAGUGACAAUUGCGCUCUCCUCGCGGCUGGGUAUGGCAAUGGAGACGUGUGGAUCUGGAAGCUACCAACACAGUUUUCGGGCGGUCAGAGUACGUCGGGAAAAGGAGGCGAGCCUGCUCCAAUUGUACAGGAUGCACCCUCAGUCUCGGGGCAACCGAUGCGGAAGAUCAGGGUGGCAGCGGGCGGUCCACGCAUGCCGAUACGGUCAUUGAGCUGGUGUGGGGCUCCGACGGGGAAAGUUAGCGGCCGACUCUACCUCCUCGGCGGCGAGGUUCAAGGAACCACGCAGCUUGCAACGGUGGUCUCAUUGGACCAAGUGGACAUCCUUGGGAGAGUAGUUUCAAAGAGGGAGCUGAAGUGGUACGGGCCCGUGGAAUCGGUGCUCCUGACUCCGACACCAGGAAAUGUCUACAUACCGCCGGCUUCGUCCGCGAUCGUGCUUUCGGGGAACGGUAUUGUACAUGUCUACGACGAGGCAGCUAUGGCGAUCGCUUUCGCCGAUUCCGGAGAAGGGAAGCCCGGACUGAAGGCUGAACCUUUCCGCUCUGUUUUGGUCUCAGCGCCGGUGACACUCAUGCGGGGAUGGAUGUCGAUGGAGGAGACCCUCGCACUGUCAAUGCUACUGCAGCUUCCGAGACAAACAGAAGUUAUGGGACCAAGCUACUUGCAGACAGGAGCACGAUGGCCAAUUGUUGGGGGUUCGCCAGGGACGCCGGCUUUUCAAGAUUCAAAAGAUGGUGUGAAAGCGAGCAUUUUGUUCACGGGCCACAAGAAUGGCGUCAUUCAUGUCUGGGACGUUUCGUUGCCCAGUACAUCGCUGAUCACCACAAUCCAUCCUGAGGAGCGAGAUGGAGUGAUUGCUCAGGCAGUGACCUGCAUGGAUUUUUGUGGUGUGUCGGGUCUCCUCGCUGUUGGGUAUGAAUACGGAGUGGCUUGCCUUUACGUUCUCAGCUUGGAGAGCAGACAUGUGUGCAGACUCACUGUCGAAGCCGAUCAGACUUGCAAAAGAGAGCUUGCGCGCUGUGAAUCUGGUUUCCAGUGUAUUGGCAUCUACAAGCUGCACAAGGGAGGGAUCAGGAGCAUUGCGCUUUCGACCGGUUAUGGGCGUCUGGCAUUCGGCGAUGACGAGGGAUUGAUAACCAUUAUCAACCUCAGCACCGGCGCCCUAACAUAUUAUGGACGGGUGUUCCCGAACAGAGAGCCAACAUCGGGAGUGAUGUCGAUCGUGUUUGCUCCUAUCCCAACAACAAUGGAUGUUGGGAUCUCAAACGCACCUCCGGCAAUGGGAACUGGCAAGAAGGGGCCGCGAGCAUCAAAUCCUCCUCCUGACGGCCCCACGGCGUGCAUUUACCUUGGUGCUACGAAUGCGUGUAUGGCUGUUGUGGAUUCCACAUCAGGAUUGCCUCUAGGGGCAGGUGUCCUUGUGCCACGGAGCUUCUCUGCGCUUCUAUCCAUGUACAUUCUAGAUUCGACGGGGGCGCCAAUGUCGAGUCCCUGUGGAUUGCAGCUAGUCAAUUGGUCGCAGAAAGAAGCGUGGGGAACGGCCCUGUCAUCGGGAAGCGGAUACGUUGGGCAGCAGACAAUAAGCGGGUCUGUGCCGGGAAUGAUAUCGCGAUCGAUGAUGAACUCGAGCGCUCAACCGAGUUCGGGAGGGCCGGCAAGGUUGUUCUAUGGAGAGUUGACGGGCGGUUCCGGCGACGGAAGUGGGAGUUCUGGUUCUCUCACUGGUGCUCUGCCGGAGCCAGUUUUUGCGAUCUUGUGUUCUGAAGAUUGCGUUCGGAUGUACACAAUCUACAACAUUUGGCAUAUGAUCAACGAGACCGAGAUGCUGAGGUUGUCUCUAUUUGAUGGAGAGAACACGCUAGGGCUACCAUUUUCAUCUCCGGAAGUGUAUGAUGGUGCUCUUGCAGCCGCCGCCAUGAAGGCCGUUGAGAUUGGAGCUGUUCUUAGUGGCGUCGUGCAGAUUCCUGCUGGUCCUACGGCCCCAGAAAAGAAAAAGAAG
Messenger RNA from Chara braunii, 3178 nucleotides. Lineage: Eukaryota; Viridiplantae; Streptophyta; Charophyceae; Charales; Characeae. The record is from the annotation of a GenBank genome assembly.